CAAGAUUUUCUAUUAACCGCAGGACAUUGUGCCUAUCCCUAUAAUGAUACCUCACCAAAAUUGGUUUAUCGUCAUUAUAGUAAUUUGGCUGGUUUAAUUGGAUCAAUGGAGAAUUAUACGACCACACCAAUUGAUCUUGGUUUUAUCAAAAAAUUAACGGUAAACUCUCAUAUCAAAAUAAUUAGUACUGGUGUUCAUAUAUGUAAGUCGGGUUAUACAAGCGGUAUUACUUGUGGUUAUGUGAAAUCACUUUAUGCAACCAUUACAACUGAUGAAGAUAAAAUAGGUGGCUUACUAACAACCGUAUACUCUUAUCGCGGUGACAGUGGCGGAUCUAUGUUUCAAUUCAGUUACAGUGAUUAUUCGAUACCUUUCGUAUAUGCAGUCGGCAUACUUAUAGGAGGUAAAAGCAACUCAUACGAAGCUGAGACAUAUUGUGAACCAAUAAGAACAGCUUUUGAAUAUGGUUACACUCUUGUUCAUUAUCCACACUAA
Molecule: messenger RNA, 495 nt
Organism: Racocetra persica
Lineage: Eukaryota; Fungi; Glomeromycota; Glomeromycetes; Diversisporales; Gigasporaceae
Source: the annotation of a GenBank genome assembly